Messenger RNA from Physcomitrium patens, 1479 nucleotides. RefSeq lists its product as uncharacterized. Gene Ontology annotation, cellular component: nucleosome. Gene Ontology annotation, molecular function: structural constituent of chromatin; protein heterodimerization activity; DNA binding. The record is from RefSeq and is a predicted model, not a curated record. Lineage: Eukaryota; Viridiplantae; Streptophyta; Bryopsida; Funariales; Funariaceae.
CUUCGAGCACUCUUGAUCUCAUUCUGGCUUAACAUCUUGUGUCGCAGCUUAGAUUUGUAAGAGUUGUAUUGCGCGCCUGUCGUUUCUCUUGAGUCGGGACUUGUUUGUCCUUGUCGAGGUUGUUCGACGUUUUGUUCUUUGUAGUUAUGGCGCGCACCAAGCAAACAGCUCGCAAGUCGACGGGAGGCAAGGCUCCCCGGAAGCAGUUGGCAACGAAGGCUGCUCGUAAGUCGGCUCCUGCCACGGGCGGUGUGAAGAAGCCCCACCGCUACAGGCCCGGGACUGUAGCUCUUCGUGAGAUCAGGAAGUACCAGAAGUCGACCGAGCUUUUGAUCAGGAAGUUACCAUUCCAGCGUUUGGUUCGUGAGAUAGCCCAGGAUUUCAAGACGGACUUGAGGUUUCAGAGCUCCGCAGUGUUGGCAUUGCAGGAGGCUUCUGAGGCGUAUUUGGUUGGGCUGUUCGAGGACACCAACUUGUGCGCAAUCCAUGCGAAGCGGGUGACGAUUAUGCCCAAGGAUAUUCAGCUGGCCCGCCGUAUCAGAGGGGAGCGGGCGUAAACUCUGCUAUCAUUACAGGGGUGUUUAAUAACACCACCCACUUCUGAAAUUUACCUUGCACUCUUGAAUAUGCUGUGUGCUUCGAUAGUUUGACUUUUUCUGUAUUUCUAACCUCGUAGUACAUCGUCUUCGUAAAGACAGGUGGUACCAUGCUUGAUUGAGUGUGCGUACGUGACUCUUGUGGAUGGCCUGUGAAGGGGGUUCAUCUGUAGCUGUACUUUGCUUCAAGUAUGUUACAUCCUCUGUGGACAGUGAAUUAUUCUUUAAAAACUUGCUUCAAGAAUACGUAUUCUCACAGUCCAUUCCAACCCCCAUAAUGACCAUACGCUCGUCACGAGAUGUUUUCUGAGAUAGCACGAAGAAUGGAUCUCGAAUGUGAACGUGGUGAUCGGUUGGAGUUUGUUCGUCCUAUGCUACUCCAACCUUGGGAGACUUGGAAGGCAUCUCUGCUACCUGGACAUCAUGCUCUUCUAGUUCUUUACCAAAGCGACCUUACCUGUGAUAAUCUGAAGUUCACCAUGCGAGAAGAGAAGAAAAGAGACAUUCGAUAAUUUUAACUUGGGUGAUGACCAAGUUAAAAAUGUUAGAAUCUCUUUGGCCAAAGUCCCGCGGGAUCGGUUGAGACGGUACAGGUGCUAGGAAGUUGUACGAGGCACAACUUUUUGGGAGGUUCUGAUCACAACUAAGGCCAUUCUUGAAGGGGACGAGCCUGAAAGGUUUAUAGCUUAGCAGAUGAGAAGCACUGCCCCGUGGGCGCUGCAUAUGUCGGGUUGGGAACUGCCUCAUCUAUUGUAAGUUAGAAAUAAAUUAGAGAACCGUUUAUCUACAAAUGUUACAAAAAUUAUAAUGUGUUGUAUUGCAAUCAAAACUCAAUUUCUUGUAGCAAAUUUAUGACCUAAAUAUAUUAGCUUUUUUUAUCAUA